AUGAGCAAGAACAGCAAAGGAUCCAAGGGCAAGGAACGCCAAUUGGCCGCAAACUACCAGCUUGGGCGAUUUGACGUGCUGUGUUGCAGGGGAAAGAUUGCGUUGGAACACGAAGGCAACUGCCGCUUCCGUGCCAUGGUUCAAAGCUUUCUGCAUCAAUACGCCCACUCGAGCUGCAAAGUCGUGAAGAGCCGCAUCGUCUCUACCAUUGUGGACUCGGUCCGUCAGGCAUCUCCGGAGGGUGGCUUUGUCAAGUUUGUGGACGAAGGCUGGAUUGUAGUCUCUGACCGCUUUGCCAGGGAAAAGGUUGGCCAGACCUUUCGAGAUCUUUUGCACGCACAGUACAAGUCCAGUACAAAGGCCAAGGCGAGAGUUCGCAAUACCGAACUCACACCAGAACCCGCACCGUACACGGCACCCGCCCUUCCCUCCGGUCUUCCUCUCCAUGUACAGCCUUCAUAUGUGUCCAGCAACACCAGUGCUGCGCAAUUGCCUGCUUGGGUUGGCUCUUGCCCCCUUCAGGUUCAAAUGAACUCAACUUCGUUGAUCCCUCUGUCUUCCGCAACCCCAACGGGGAUCGCGCAGUUUCCACGCGAAUCUUUGGCCACGACUACGCUUAAUAGGUCAACCCCCCACGAGGGUUCUAUUAGGACAAGUAUGAUCGCGAGCGGAGACCAUCCAACGCAACACAACUUUCUCGAACAACUCAUUCAAAAUCUGGACCGUUCCUCGACCCCUGGAGCUCCCGAAGAGUUUGAAAACCACAUGUUGAAACCAUUGCUGUCCGCUCCAUCGGUCGCUGCACCUGAAGAUGCCAAACCAGCGAGGCACCAGAUGAGUCAGAUGAGUGCAGAGUCAUCUCAAAUGUUGUCGGAUUUGGAACCAUUGCCGCUUCUCAAUGACUUGGGCAGCUCUUCUGCUGUCUUCUCCAUCGACUCGUUUCGGUGGGAACCUCGUCCUUAA
Seminavis robusta is the source of this 963-nucleotide messenger RNA. NCBI's taxonomy places the organism in Eukaryota, Bacillariophyta, Bacillariophyceae, Naviculales, Naviculaceae. The record is from the annotation of a GenBank genome assembly.